AUGAGGGGGAAGAGAAAAGAGGAUAAAAAAAGGAAACCACGUGCAUGUCCUCGUGACCCGGAAGCAAACUCCUUUGCUCUUUUCCCCGUCCCGUCACUUCCGCCACCCCUCUGUCAGCGGGAGGGAUACAGCUUAUUGGUCCGGCCUGUAGCUUCAGCUGCUGGCUUCGCCGCCGCCAUCACCAUGAUUCAGUUUUUGCUAGGAUUUACACUCGGCAAUGUGGUCGGGAUGUAUCUGGCUCAGAACUAUGACAUUCCGAACUUGGCCAAAAAGCUUGAAGAGAUUAAAAAAGAUAUAGAUGCUAAGAAGAAACCUCCUAGCUCUUAAUGCCAACAUCUCAUAGUGUCUGGAUGCCUUCCUAUUUGAAACAGAAGCUCCUAUUCUCUCCUACAGGACUGGAUGACUGUCUUCACCCUGAGAUACACUGAGAUGCCUUUGAGCUAAAAUAUGCCUGUAACACCAGAACUACCCUGUAUUACUCUUCCUGGACUCCUCUGAGCCCUGUACCUGCGUGGGAGAUUCUGUUACUUGAGUCAUGGUGCUUGACUAGGAAAUGCUAGUUUUGAUUAGUGGUCUGUCCCCUUACCUUUUAAAAUUGUUGAUAUCUAGUAAUUUUUUUAAGUUGCUUUUUAUAUGGCAGUAUACUAAUUCUCUAAUUAUGCCUACCACACUGGAUGCUUUAUAAGCAUUUAGUGUCAAACAGUGUUCUUCCAAAUCAAUUAAAACCAUUAUAUAGCAACUGAUUUCUGGUGACUUCCAUUUAUUUUAUGUUAUAGAACAGCAGUUUUAUAAUUGUUUGUGUAAUAAGUUAAAUAGUGAGUAAGUUGGUUUUUUUUAAAGACCUCUUAGUUCUCCAACAGUAUGUGCUGUGGGGGAAAAAAAGAAAUAGGACAUUAAACUUGCUCUUGAGAUUAGUCUCCUUGGAAUGCAUUUUUCUAUGCUUAAUGUACUUACUUUGUCCCAUACUGCCUCCUAAAUAGGAUCAUUCUCAUUUUAAGGAGAUUUAACGUUCUAUGAUUGUGUAUAAGUGAAAGGUUGUAUAUAAAGAAAAUGAAAAUAUUUGUUACACUUUA
Molecule: messenger RNA, 1073 nt
Organism: Phascolarctos cinereus (koala)
Lineage: Eukaryota; Metazoa; Chordata; Mammalia; Diprotodontia; Phascolarctidae
Gene: STMP1
Product: short transmembrane mitochondrial protein 1
Cellular component (GO): respiratory chain complex
Source: RefSeq, a predicted model, not a curated record